CCCGCCCCCUUUCCUUCUCAUCGUCGUCCUCCUCGGCUCGGGGUCUCGUCGAAACUCGUGUCCUUGGGAUUCGAACCCGUCGGGGCGCGCGCAUCGCCAUGGCGGACGGAGGGGCUCCGGCGGCGCGGGGAUCGAGCCGAGGGGUCCUGAUCAGAGAUGACUGGCCGGGUUUCCCUUUACACCUCUUCUCCUUCCCCAAGCACUAUGCAGAGGACCUGGAGUGUGUCCUCAUCCCUCAUGGCAUCAUUAUGGACAGGACGGAGCGGCUGGCGCGCGACAUCAUGAGCGACCUGGGAGACCACGACAUCGUGGUGCUGUGCGUCCUCAAGGGGGGGUACCAGUUCUGCUCCGAUCUGGUGGAGGUCAUCAAGGCCCUGAGCCGCACGUCGGAGCGCUCCCUGCUCAUGCGCGUCGACUUCAUCCGCCUGCACAGCUACCUGAAUGACCAGUCGACGGAGGACCUCCACAUCGUGGGGCCAGAAGACCUGUCCAUCCUCAGCGGAAAGAACGUCCUGAUUGUGGAGGGGAUCGUAGACACUGGGAAGACCAUGAAGGCUCUCCUGAAGCACGUGGUCACCUUCCAACCCAAGAUGGUCAAAGUGGCAGGUCUGCUGGUGAAGCGGGUAGCCAGUGGUGUGGGGAGCCUUCCAGACUAUGUCGGAUUUGAAAUUCCGAAUCGUUUCGUUGUGGGAUACGCCUUGGAUUAUAACGAGUACUUCCGAGACCUCAGCCACAUUUGUGUGAUCAGCGAUGAUGGGAAGAGGAAGUACAAGGUGUGAAGGUGAAGCCCUGACAGCAUUUUCCAAAGCCUGCGUGUUCAUUCGCAAGGCUUGGACGCAUCGCGCUAACCUGGCGGCGAAUGCCGCUCCCUGCACGCUCCUCGAGUGCCUUCGCUCAACCCCCCGGUAGCCGUGUUUGUGUUCGAUAUCGAGAUCCACGCCCAGCCGUUGUCGGAGACGUCCACGCCCUGCGCUGCUCCAGCUCCUGCGGAGGCCUGAACCGU
Messenger RNA from Scleropages formosus (Asian bonytongue), 1003 nucleotides. Its product is annotated as hypoxanthine-guanine phosphoribosyltransferase-like. The record is from RefSeq and is a predicted model, not a curated record. The transcript has 9 exons. Lineage: Eukaryota; Metazoa; Chordata; Actinopteri; Osteoglossiformes; Osteoglossidae. Gene Ontology annotation, molecular function: hypoxanthine phosphoribosyltransferase activity; magnesium ion binding. Gene Ontology annotation, biological process: purine ribonucleoside salvage; hypoxanthine metabolic process; IMP salvage. The coding region runs from base 99 to 779 and encodes 226 amino acids. Gene Ontology annotation, cellular component: cytosol.